Messenger RNA from Monomorium pharaonis (pharaoh ant), 4068 nucleotides. RefSeq lists its product as uncharacterized. The record is from RefSeq and is a predicted model, not a curated record. Bases 372 to 3032 code for a protein of 886 amino acids. The transcript has 11 exons. Lineage: Eukaryota; Metazoa; Arthropoda; Insecta; Hymenoptera; Formicidae.
GACGUCGGUUACAGAGAGUCUGUGAGAGAAACGUCCACGAGUUCUAUCCAGUAGGCGCACGAGUAGCACCAUCAUCAUCACCACAUUAACCCCGUUCGAAGAUACCCGCGGGGAACAGACUCGCAUGCGCGUUUAGUCGAUUCUCGCGCUUCGAGUUUGGGCGAUCGCGUUCAGUGAAAGAAAACUAAAGAGAGGGUCGCUCGCACACCCCGAAAUGACGUUUUCUCUGAGGUGCAUUCGGUGAAUUUAACGGAGUGCGCUCGUUAACGACGUAUUAAUUAUUGUUCCGAAUCGGAAUACCGGUACCGGAACAGCUUCCGCGACAGUUUUCUGGAACAAGAGGACGUCAAGGCCGGAGAUUUACGCACGAAAUGGAACGCAGGACGCUUUGGUUGCUUUUCAUCACUUUAGUUGUGAAAGGAUCCAAUGCAGGUUCGGCAGGCACCGGAUGUGGUUAUCCGGGUGCACCGGCACAUAGCAGCGUGCGUUUUGCCAUCAGAAAUAUCGACCACAUCAUAGACGAAGAGGAUGCCCUUCUUAAUGAUACCACGUUACCGGAGGGCACCGUAGCUACGUAUUCCUGCGAACGAGGGUUCGAGCUUUUGGGACCAGGGCAAAAGACAUGUAAACUCGACGGCGACACAUACAUGUGGGAUCCUGAUGGCGUGCCCUUUUGCGUUCUGAACGUGGCAGGCGGCAAAGCGCCGAUGCAGUCCAGCACCAUGGACGGAGCAGCUCCGCAACACGCGGUCGAUGGAAGUAGCAGCCAGGUAUACGUACGGGAUACCUGCACCCUGACGAGGCCCGAGCGCAAACCAUGGUGGUACGUGAACCUAUUGGAACCGUACAUGGUGCAGCUGGUACGACUGGACUUCGGUAAACCGUGCUGCAGUAGCUAUGGCACUAUCACCGUCCGAGUUGGUAAUAAUCGACCAGACUUAGGAACGAAUCCCAUUUGCAAUCAAUUCACCGGAACUGUAAAGGAGGGGGAUCCUCUCUUCUUGCCUUGCAAUCCGCCGAUGCCCGGAGCUUUUGUCUCUGUGCAUCUGGAAGUUCCGAAGGGCGUCGGUAUUCUCCCGCAGUUGUCUUUGUGCGAAGCCUUCGUCUAUACCGAUCAGGCCUUGCCGAUCGAGAGGUGUCCUCAAUUCCGGGACCAACCGCCGGGAUCAACGGCGACUUACAAUGGCAAGUGCUACAUAUUUUACAAUCGCAAUCCACUGAUAUUCACAGAAGCUCUGGAAUUCUGUCGCGCGCGAGGUGGCACCCUCGUGGAUGAGAGCAAUCCCGCUCUGCAGGGAUUCAUCUCCUGGGAAUUAUGGAGGAGGCACAGAAGCGACACAGCCAAUCAGUAUUGGAUCGGCGCAAUUAGGAACUCUAAUGAUCGGACGUCGUGGAAGUGGGCUGGAAGUGGUGAAGAGGUGUCUAUUUCGUUCUGGAGCUUCCCGCAAAGUACCGAGGAAAACUGUGCUCGGUAUGACGGCAGUAAUGGCUGGCUUUGGUCCGCUACAUCUUGUACAGCACGACUUUAUUUCAUCUGUCAGCAUCAACCACGAGCUUGCGGUAGACCCGAACAACCACCAAAUUCCACGAUGCUAGUGGCCAGCAGUGGGUCAACCAACACUCCCAGCAACAUAUACGAAGUCGGAGCGACCGUAGAGUACAGCUGUAACGUGGGUAGCCUUCUGAUCGGACCGUCGGUCCGCACUUGCCUCGACACCGGUUUCUACAACGAGUUUCCGCCAGUGUGCAAAAGUAUUGAGUGCGGUUAUCCCGCGAGCAUAAGGAACGGCGGUUACACGCUCAUCAAUAACACUGUCAGUUUUCUCAGUCAAGUGCUUUAUUCCUGCGAUGAGGGAUACGAGAUGACCGGACGUGCCCUAUUGAUGUGCGACGUCGACGAGCGUUGGAAUGGACCACCGCCGCGAUGCGAGCCGAUUCGCUGCGCUCCACCGGCUGCGAUCGCGCACGGUUAUAUCGAGAUUGAGAAAAUAGACAAGGAUGAAAGUGUCUCAUUGAAGAAUAACUUCAACCGAAGUCUGCUGGUUAACAGCGUUGUCACGUACACGUGUGAGAAAGGCUACCGGCUCGUUGGUUCUCGGCAAAUAACAUGUUUAAGUACCGGAUUCUACGAUCGAGUCGCACCUACCUGUACAGAAGAUUCACGGACUACCGUGAUCCCUCCUACUCGAGGGACGAUACGUUCGACCACUGUAAAAACUCGACCGUACCUCACCCCAAGGGUCAGGACAACAACAAGUACCAGCACGGCAACUACCAGCACAACUUCUCAGCCGUCUAGAAAUGUACCUGGCACUGCGGAACUCCCAGCGACGGUGAGGGAAACAGUCUCGAGGAGGCCAAGCAUUGGCCUGAAACCCAUACAGCCUUCGUCGGCGGAUACCGGUAGCGAGCAUCCGCAAGACAACGAGAUAUCCCAGAGCGUCGACCACGCACAAGCGGGAAUUGGUGCGGGCGUGCCGGAACCGUCUGGUCCUUUCCGAGUGGAUAGCGCUGAGCAUCCCAGUGGCACUCAUCAGGCCAAGCUGAAUCUGGGGGCCGUGAUCGCUCUGGGAGUAUUUGGCGGCUUUGUGUUCCUCGCCGCGGUGAUCACGACGGUCGUUAUUCUCAUACGCAGAAAUCGCGGAAGAAGCAGCAAACAUUAUCGUCACCGUGCAUCACCCGAUUGCAAUACCGUCGCCAGUUUCGACAGCAGUUCCUCGGAGAGUCGAGGAGGUCUAAACCGGUACUAUCGCCAAGCCUGGGAAAACUUACAUGAAACCACCGGUCACAAGGCCGGCCAUCCGCCGCUUCGUCGUAAGGAGACCCUAGAUGAGCCGGGAUACCGGGAGAAUUUCCGCGGCAACAACACCGAGCGCGACGGCUCGGAACUGGUCGUCAGCGAUGUCGCCGCGUAUCCAUCGAGCAAACACGCCAGCGUAUCCGAUAAGAAGCGUCAUCAUCACCAUCAUCAUCAUCAUCACGGAAGCGCGACGCCUGAUUGGAGACAGUCACAAUCCCAUCAUAGAUACUAAACGAAGAGCGAAAUUGUAAAACGAAGAACAAGAAUCUUUAUCGAAAUGUGUUCGCUGUGUCAUCAUCCGUGAUCAUCUGGACGAUGAUUUGUAGGAGACGUGUCCUUAGCGAACAUUCGUAAAUGUCACGGGUUAAAAGAUCUUCCUUGAACGAAGGAGCGAAUCUUCCACUAACAUAAGUUGUACCUUAUAGAUAAUGUCUUACACGAAAUAGAGACGGAGAAUAAUCCGAGCAUAGAUCCUGCAUAUAUUGUUCUGUUAUGUUAUAUAAAUUAUUUACCGUCAGCUUGUUACAAAAUGUAAAUAUAUUAUAUACACUAUACCUUAAAAAUAAAGAUGACAGAUAGUCGCUUGUCGUAAGGAAGGUAGUAGAAACUGGUCAGAGGAUGUAUGCCAAAAAGCAAUGAAAUAAUACACAAUAACGAUCAAACACAGAAACCCGCAGUAACAUAAUAUUUAAAGAUAAGUUAACGUAAGUUCAAGGAUUUAUGUAACCGUUUACACGAAAAGAUUUGUUUGAAAAGACACCGGAUAUCGGCAGAACUUACAUCUGCUAUGGGUACCUUGGCCUCGCUUUAAAAAGAUUACUACAUAUAUUUCCAGAAAAACGGAAUAUUGCAUAUAGAUAUCAUUAAGGGAAGGCCGAUGUUAUCCAUUUAGAAAUAGGACAAAUAUCGUGUUAACUAUUGUGCACGGUGUACGAGCUGCAUAUUUACUUGUACACAAGUAAAUGAGGAUUCAAAGGCACACUAUAACUACGUAUAUGAAUGCCUUGUUGAUCGCUUUGUUAUACUUUCAUUAUAUUCUACUACCGAAUUUGUGUAUUAUAAGCAUAUAACAUUUACAGUUAUUACUUUUAUCAAACAUUUACAUCAAGUUCAUUAAAAUUGACAUAUAUUUAAGAAAUAAUGUAAUUACAAAAAUAGGUUUUUAUUAAUUGACUGAGAUAAUUGCAUGCGAAGCGAUUCUGUAUAUGCGUUUUCCGCGAUUCUAUUUAUCGUAAUAAAUUGCAAUAGUGCCAUUUGGGGCAAACUUG